AUGAGGCGUCGCAUAUCCCGCCCGACAUGGAUAUCGCUAUUAGUCGUCCCUCCGAUACUGCCGUUUCUCCUUCCCUUCGCGCUUACGCGGGCCGAUCCCGUCAAUGUCACUCUGGACGAUGCUUCCUCGUCGAUCGUGUACUCUCCGGCCUCUGCGUGGCACGAGUCGUCUGUGCCGUGCUCCACUUGUCUUGCCCCCAGCCCGUCGAUCGCUUUUCAAGGCACCUGGCACGACGGGACCCACAUCAUACCCACCGAGGACACAGACGAUUCCCCGAACAACGCCAACAAUGUAGUACAGCCUACACCAACACCCUCGAACGCACCAGGAGGCGAUGGAGAUAUGGGAGAUGGCAAGAAGGGCGAUACGGACGAUGGCAAGGACGGAGACGAUGUCGAUGCGAAGGAUAAGGACGGCGGCGGAGAUAGUGACAAAGGGAAGGGCAAGAAAGGUGCUGACGAUGGAAAGCGGAGGCGGAGGCAUGACUCGGCGGGAUCCCACUUGCUUCGACGACAGAAUGCUGCUAAUGAUGCAUCGUCCAAUCCGUUUUUCACUCCCAACUUCGAUAGUGAUGAUGCCGGAUUUGUGGACAAUCCUGUCUCGGCUCAACUUAACUUCACCGGGUCUGCGAUAUACGUCUACGCCCUCAUCCCGCUCGGGCUCGCCCAAGGCAACUCAACGCCGACGUUCAUGAAUCUCACGUUCCUCCUGGACUCGCACCCAGCUGGGACCUACCAGCAUACUGGUACGGCGUCGGCAUCCGGAUUCUUACCAUCGCAGCCGAUAUUCGGGCAAACCGGUUUAGCCGAGGCGCCUCAUAACCUAACGAUCCAAAUCGGGCCAGACUCUGUCCUACUGCUCGAUUACAUCGUUUAUACGAAAGAAGAGCUCGGGGACGGGACAGACACUACGAGCGCGGCAGCCUUUUCUACGUCAAGCAGUGCCCCUGGGGUACAAGAAACGGGUUCAGGUGCAGUCGGCGGCAGCGUCGGUCUCCUCGCCGUUCUCGCAUUAUCGUUGGCCAUCAGUAUCUACAGGCGAAGAGUGCGCGCGCGACGUCGCGACAGGCGUCUUCGGCGGGCACGAAACCACUCUGAUCCCAAUUUCGAUGGCGAGUCUUUCCACACCGACGCCUCCGAGGAUAGUCCGCCCAUGCAGGGUCCUACACCGUUCAUUCCUCGAUACUUCCCUGGCACCGUUAUCCCUACUCGUCCGCCACCUUAUUCUCCAUCUGCCGAUGUGACAACGGCAUUGCUAUCGUCGACAACCCCUGCGUGGAGUCCUGUGCAAAGCCCGUCGCCAGGGGAGGACAGGUCGUACGCCGAUCGACCACCACCAACACCACCUCCUCUGUCGGACGAAGACGUGGACGACUUCUUCGCCCCGCCAUCGUUCGCUGCCGCCAUAUCCUCUCCAAUACCUGCGAUCCUUGCAGGUUACUCGCCAGUACCUACAUCGGUACCCGUGAGCACGUCGCCAGUCCCACGGCAUACGAAUGGGUCGGGUUCCAGAGGGGUGUACGCUACAGACCCACCGCCGACGCGUUCGCGCGCCAGCUCCGAUGCGGGGUCGCUACAUAGCGGCUACUCCGACCGGCCACCAUCGUUCGCUUCGCAGGCGCCGCCCUUGAUACCCCUGCCCGCGCAGAACGACGGCGAUGCGGAAGAGAUCACAGUAGGGGAGGAGACCCGACAGCGGAUAUCUGAUGGAGAUCGCGCCUCCGUACGGUCUACGCGGUCUCAAUGA
Messenger RNA from Dichomitus squalens LYAD-421 SS1, 1746 nucleotides. RefSeq lists its product as uncharacterized. The transcript has 4 exons. Bases 1 to 1746 code for a protein of 581 amino acids. Lineage: Eukaryota; Fungi; Basidiomycota; Agaricomycetes; Polyporales; Polyporaceae. The record is from RefSeq and is a predicted model, not a curated record.